Molecule: messenger RNA, 2224 nt
Organism: Triticum dicoccoides
Lineage: Eukaryota; Viridiplantae; Streptophyta; Magnoliopsida; Poales; Poaceae
Product: serine/arginine-rich splicing factor RS2Z33-like
Exons: 6
Coding region: 981-2006 (341 amino acids)
Molecular function (GO): RNA binding; zinc ion binding
Source: RefSeq, a predicted model, not a curated record
GUCUGGGCUGCAUGCGCCGAUCCGCGGUUUUUUUUUCGAGUUCCUGUUGGGGCUUUUGCGAAUUUCGGUCGGAUCUAAUUGGAUCGUCUGUCGGCGAGAAAAGGAGGUGGGUUGAUUUGGCCCGUCGUGCCGUGAUUCUUGGGAGAAUUGGAGAUUCGCGUACGGCUCUCUGGUUCUCGCCGGCGAGAUUUCCUGUUUGGAUGGGGAUAGAUCAGCGCAAUUUUUGUGUCUGCCGAAGCGCGAAUUUGAAUUUUACACGAGAACUGCAUAGUAGAAAUAAUUAGAUUUAGUAAAGGGUAUGAUGUUAGUCAUACAUAAUCUUGGCUAUACAGAGAGGGUAGUUAGUGCAUAAUACUUAUAUACUGGUCAGAUAUAUUUGUAAAAGGGAGUUGGUAAAAAGACUUUAUUUUGUUGAGUAAAUAGGAUGUGAUGUUGGUCAUAUAAUGUCGGUUUUGUAGAUAAUUAUGGUUUUACAUCUUGCUGAAAUUUCCGUCCCUAAAAGUACAUAAUAGCGGCAUUGUAGUGUAUUAACUGUUUUUGUGGUGUAUCUUAUUCUCUUUCUGAUUCAGUACAGAAGAAGAGAAGAAUAAUUAGAAGAGUUGCCUCUAUUCAAAAGUAAAUGAGAUGAGCGGUCAAUAAGAAUAUUUUAGAUUAUUUUGGAAUGUGGAUACUUGCAACUUAAAAGUCAUGAUAUUUUAGUUAGUUUCUGAUAGAGUGAUAGUUGAACUGUCUGGUAUAUUCGGUUUGCUAUCUAACCCAUCUAAUGUCAUCUUACCAUGUCUCUAUGCUGAAUCACAAUACCCUCCACAGUGAGUACAUUCAAGCCCCAUGAAAUUGGCUGUACAUCAUAUAUCUGGAUGUGCCUAGUACUCUAGCUGUUCUCUGUCAAACAGAAAAUAAUAUCUCUGAGUAGCCUUUGCCAGGUUAUUUUAAUUUCUUGGUUUAAUGCUUGUCAUAUUUGUUCAUUGCGAAAGGGACUGAUGGAGUGUUUUCUUACUUUUCAGGAUAUGCCUCGUUACGAUGAUCGUUAUGGAAACGCACGCCUGUAUGUUGGUAGAUUGUCCUCCCGUACUCGUUCGCGCGACCUAGAAUAUCUUUUCAGCAAAUAUGGAAGAAUACGGGAAGUGGAAUUGAAGCGCGACUAUGCAUUCAUUGAAUACAGUGAUCCUCGUGAUGCUGAUGAUGCCCGAUACAAUCUAGAUGGCAGGGAUGUUGAUGGGAGCCGCAUUAUUGUUGAAUUUGCUAAAGGGGUUCCACGUGGUUCUGGUGGUUCACGAGAACGUGAAUAUGUGGGAAGAGGCCCUCCUCCAGGAACAGGCCGUUGUUUCAACUGUGGUAUUGAUGGUCACUGGGCCAGGGACUGCAAGGCUGGUGACUGGAAGAACAAAUGCUACCGCUGUGGAGAAAGGGGCCAUAUAGAAAGAAAUUGCCAGAAUAGUCCGAGGAGUCUCAGGCGUGAGAGAAGCUAUUCACGGUCCCCAUCUCCACGUCGUGGACGGGCCCGCAGUCGGAGCUACAGCAGAAGCCGUAGUUACAGCCGAUCUAGGUCCAGAUCUUAUUCUGAAUCUCCCAGAGGGCGCCGCACAGAGCGUGAUGAGAGGAGAUCAAGGAGCAUCAGCUACAGCAGGAGCCCCAGGCGAUCACUCUCCCCAGAAGCUAAGGAAAUGGAUCGCAGCCCCACACCUGAUCGCAGUCGGAGCCCCAGGCGAUCCAUCUCACCUGUAGCAAAGGAUAAUGGUGAUAGCCCUCGGGGCAGGGAUAAGAGCAGGAGCCCUUCUGAUGGCUACCGCAGCCCUGUGGCCAAUGGGCGCAGUCCAAGCCCUGCUAACAAUGGCAAUCCCAGUCUUACCAGGGACAACAGGGGCAGUCCAAGCCCGAGGGGCAACAAUGGUAGCCCUAGUCCCAAGGGCAAUGGCGAUGGUGGCAGCCCAAGUCCAAGGGGCAAUGGUGACGAUGAUGGCCGUCGCGGCUCAGGCUCACCUAGAGGAAGAAGCGUGUCUCCCUGAAACAUGGAACCAUUUUCCAUUUUCUGCUCGCUACAUGUGGUUGUGACAGUACAUUUCAAGUUUAAGACGUUUGUCAGUGAAUUUCCUACCUGUUUCUUGAACCUGUUAUUUAGUUCCUGGACGACUCAGAAGGUUUGUUACUAUGGUUAUUAUGUUGUGCGUAAUGGAUUGAUAAUACUAUUCAGUAGCAUAAGAAUAUAUGGUAUCAGUUUGUGACA